AUGCGACGGAUGGGCGCCGAGGAGGUGGCUGGCCGACGGCUGGCCGAGGCCGAUCUGUGGUUCACCUUCGAACAUAGCAUGAGCUUCAAGCUCGUCCAGUCCCGCUUCCUCCAAGCUAUCAUGUCUCUCGACCCUAACCAGCUCAUGACCAUCCUUCAACGACAUCCAUACCAUCCUGACACCCUGCUCCAACUCUCCGAAGUCUCGGCACACAACGAAGACCAGGGCCAAGCUACUCGCUUCCUCAACCAAGCCCUCUUCGUCAGCGAGAAAACUCUCUGGACUGCCUCCAGCUCUUUCUUCUCCUCCGGCACUGCUCGGCUCGACUUCAGACUCGUUCAGAAUCGUAACCUCUUCAAGGCGCUAGACCUUAAGCUCAAGCUCUUGCUCAAGCAGGGCUGUUACCGAUCUAGCUUUCAGACUUGCAAAUUCCUCUUCUCUUUGAACCCCUAUCAGGAUCCUUUUGGCGCUCUGCUGUGGAUCGAUUUCUUAGCUCCAAAAGCCAGCCAAGACCAAUUCUUCUUGGACUUUCUCGACAACUUGGCCGAUCUGCAGAACCGGGAUCCCAAUGGAGGGAUCUACACCGAAGCCUAUCCGGGCUUAUACUAUUCCAGAGCGUUAUGUUUGAGAGCUAUUGAGGAAAGGGAGCGGUGUUCAAACCAUGAUCCCAGUGACUUUGCGUUAGAAUCUGCCAUCCUGAGGUUCCCGCAGGUGAUCAAGCCACUAGCGCGCGCGACCGGGCACUCGAUACCGGUCGAAUACGAGCGGAUUGAGCGGGCGCAAGUGGAUGAGGGAUACACGGAAGACGCGGCAAAGAGCAUGCUCCAUCUGAAGGCCCGCAUCUAUGCCACACGGGCGGCCUCGUUGUGGAAAGUGCCCGAGACCUCGGCGUGGCUGCGCCGGAUCCUCGAGCGCGUUGUGCCCAAGUUCUCGCAGCCUGACGACCCCGACGUCCAGCUCGGCAUCCAGUUCGCUAGCAAUCCCCAGCUUCACUUGGUCGCUGCUGAAGGCAUUCAUCGUGCCGUCCUGGUCUCAGACGUCCAGGCGUUUAAAAACUUCCUUCCUCCAUCGGUAUAUUCCCAUUCGGCCACUGCAUUCUCGUUUGAUCCGUUACCGCCGGAGGGCGGGACGAGCUACGACGCCGAAUAUUUCAGGAAGACAGACGAGGCCGACGACCCUGAACAACGCAACCACCUUGUCAACCAGAUCCAGUUUGUCCUCCAGCUCGAUAACGACUUGCUCCAACCUCACCAACGCCAGGCCCUCCUCGCCCGCCUCGAUCGUCUCUUUGAAGAUCCCCCUGUCCCUCCUCCGAUUCCUCAUCAACACCAGGACCAGGACCACAACGUUGAUCAGGAUGCCGCUUCUGACAAUGACGAUCACUUGCCAAUGCCCGGAGCGUUUGCUCAUACUUCUUGA
Messenger RNA from Puccinia triticina, 1419 nucleotides. RefSeq lists its product as uncharacterized. Gene Ontology annotation, biological process: rescue of stalled cytosolic ribosome; ribosome-associated ubiquitin-dependent protein catabolic process. Bases 1 to 1419 code for a protein of 472 amino acids. Gene Ontology annotation, cellular component: RQC complex. The transcript has 5 exons. The record is from RefSeq and is a predicted model, not a curated record. NCBI's taxonomy places the organism in Eukaryota, Fungi, Basidiomycota, Pucciniomycetes, Pucciniales, Pucciniaceae.